ACCUAAACAAACCCCUACGAGACCAUCUCAAAAAACAAAACAAAAAACCUACGAGACUGCGACUCGCCAGCGCCGCCGCGAAACGACUUGCCCGCCCCCUCUCCGGCGCGGCUAACCUAGUGAUCCGGCGAGCUCUCCUACUACUUGCCGGACUUCGAACCAGCGAUGAUCCAGCAGCGGAAGCAGCCGAGGAACCAGGAGACGGAGGUCCGCAUGAUGCUCCCCGUCAGCAUCCGGUGCGGCACCUGCGGGACCUACAUCUACAAGGGCACCAAGUUCAACACCCGCAAGGAGGACUGCAUCGGCGAGACGUACAUGGGAAUACAGAUAUGUAGGUUUUACUUCAAAUGUACCAAGUGCUCAGCUGAUAUUACCUUUAAAACAGACCCCCAGAAUUCAGACUAUAUGGUGGAAUCUGGGGCUAGUCGAAAUUUUGAGGAUUGUCGUGAAGAGUAUAUGGUUGUGGACAAAGAAAAGAGAAAACAAGAAGCAGAGGAGAUGGGCGAUGCAAUGAGAGCACUGGAGGGCAGAGCAAAGGACUCAACGCAGGACAUGGACAUACUUGCUGCUUUAGAAGAGAUGCGGUCCAUGAAGUCGAGACAUGCAGGAGUAUCUGUUGACCAGAUGCUUGAAAUUUUAAAGCAUUCCGCUCACCUUAAGGAGGAAAAAACAGUAGCAGAACUAGAUGAUGAAGAGGAAGAACUCAUCAAAUCAAUCACUUUCCGAAAAUCGAAAGAUUAUGUGAAAAGGAUCGAAGACGACGACGAUGAUGAAGAUGAAGAUUCCGGUAUACUAGGCCAGUCAAGUGUCACAGCAAAGGUAACUGGAUAUUCCGAAUCAGUGCUAAAUCCAACAGAUGUCUUGACCAAAACUAAUGGUCCUGAGGUUUUCAAUAAAGAAGGAAACAAGACCUUGACUGAAGACAACGCUUUUUGGAGCCACAACUGUGUCUGAGGGAACGAGCCCCUGUAGCACGAUCGUGCAACUCGCUGUGCAGUUGUCUGCUUUUGUAAAAUCUCUGCUGCCAACUGGUAGUCUGCAUGUUGCAAAUCUAUGUCAGCUAAUAGUCAAGAUAUAUACGUGUUAGCGAUAAUUUUUUGUGAAAUUGACAAAUUUGGAGUAGUUCAAGAAUUAUAUCUGGGGUUCAUACUGGCGAUUUCCUGUAAAAGAACUGACAAAUUCGAGGGUAGCAUCACUCAGAUUGUAAAUAGUGCUCUGGGAGUUGGCCGAAUCACUCUCCA
Molecule: messenger RNA, 1241 nt
Organism: Lolium perenne
Lineage: Eukaryota; Viridiplantae; Streptophyta; Magnoliopsida; Poales; Poaceae
Biological process (GO): mRNA splicing, via spliceosome
Cellular component (GO): U2-type catalytic step 1 spliceosome
Source: RefSeq, a predicted model, not a curated record